GGCUGAUGAGUUGGGCGGACCUCUGGCACUGACUUCAGCCAAUUUGAGUGGACAACCGAGUGCUCUGUCAAUCGACGAGUUCCAGAAUCUUUUUCCCCUGUUACAAGCUGUUUUUGACGGUGGAAUCAUUGGGAAAGGAGAGUUUGCAAGAAGAGGCUCGACUGUUGUCGAUUUAAGUGACCCCGGAAAAUACCACAUCGUAAGAGCUGGUGUGGCUGAAGUCAAAACUCUAGAGCUGCUACACAAGCACGGAAUUACUCAAAGAUGAGUAACUCGAAAGAAAACAUUUUGCUGCAACUGUCAGAGUCAGUGAAGGAGGUGCAACUGGAGGCGUCACAGCAAGGGCCGAUUAUAACGCACUGCGAGGCGUCUCAGUCGCUGUGCUUGUCCCUGGAGGCGGUUUUCCUGCACGGCUUGAAAGACAGCUUCUCGGCCAGACUCUUCUCAGCGCCGAGCACCUUCUGGCCAGUGGUUCUGCAGGUUGCGCACAAAGACUCUAUUGCGGCUGUGCAAAGACUGAACCAAAUCCGAACGGACGUUGGUCGGUGCCGCGCGUGGUUGCGGCUCUGCCUCUCGGACGGCUCGCUUGCAGGCUAUGUGGGAGUUAUGGACAUUGCCAGGCCUUUGUAUAACAGAAACGCUGUUCUUCGAGACCCUGACGCGCGGGACGUGGCUCACCGUCUGCUCCUCGGACUGCAGCACGUGCAUUUUGAGCUGCCCUCCAACUCGAGUUUGCUGAACGUUUGGUCUACUGCUUCAGAUUCAGUUGUUGCUCACGCGCAGGAUGUCGCCUCUGGCAUUGAACAUGAAGAAGAAGUGGUGGAAAUAAUAGAGCCCGAACCAGAACAGUCUGCUGGCUGGACAGUUCCUAUCGACGAGGAUCAAGCUCUAAAAAUGUUACUAAGUCAACACCAUGAAGUUGAUUGGGAGGAAGAAACAAAAACUCCUGAUGCCGAAGAAGAUGAGAAAGAAGAGAGAGAAGUAGCGAGACCGAUCACAAUUUCCGGACACAGUGGCUGGUCUUCUUCAGACUCUCCAGAACUGCCGAGAGCAAGGAGGGACACGAUCCAGAGCUACGAUGCCAUGCUGGAGAGCUAUAACCUGUUCUCAGGGGCGUGUAUCAGGACUCCAGACGUUGAUGACUUUUUAAAACGCUUCACUAAAGUAGAGGAGCCCAAGGAAAAAGAUGAUUUUGUAGCAAUUCCAUCAGCCCCAGAAUAUAGGCAAAUGCUUAAAUGCCUUCCCAAGCUGGCCAGGGAAGCUGGUUUAGAUGAGCAAGAUUUCAAAUGUUUGGACUGCGGAAUAUCGUUAGGACUGUCAUUUGCUAAAGCAAAAAUGUGUUACUUGACUGGUGGUUUAUUCUGCGAGCACUGUUUUAGUGCAGAAGAAUGGUUGAUUCCGGCGCGCGUGCUGCACAGUUGGGACUUCAAAAAGCGACGCGUCAGUCUAGCAGCUGCAGCGUUCCUGGCUGAAAUCGCCGACCACCCACUAAUAGAUGUUGCAGCCACAAAUCCAACCAUUUAUGAGUGCUGCCCUGACAUGGCCUUACUUCAACAAUUGAGAAUUCAGCUGACGUUUUUGCGAGGAUACCUCUUUACCUGUAGAGAGCCAAUUGCUGCCGAGUUGAAACGGAGAACGGCAGAGUAUCUGUUGGAGCACGUCCAUGUUUAUUCAAUAUCAGAUCUGCAGCAAAUACCGGGCGGAGUUUUGGCAGCGCGCCUCGAAGCGGUCGUCGACUACGCGAAAAACCACGUGAAUUCGUGCUGGCUGUGCAACCAGAAAGGGUUCAUUUGCGAGGUGUGCUCCAAUCCCAAGCCAAUCUUUCCUUUCGACAACACAUUCAAGUGUCCGGAUUGCAAUGCGGUGUUCCAUGUCGGGUGUCUCGACGCUAAGAGGCCGUGUCCUAAGUGCGAGAGGAGGAGGCGAAGAGAUCAGCAGCCAUAGGUGGUCAGUGAAAGUCUACAGUCAUGCCAAAGUGAGUCGAGGAUCAAAGUGCUCUGUACGGGUUUUCCUAAUCUCGGAUUUGCGGUCACAAAGGGAAUUUUAACUUUUUUAGUAAUGGUUUUAGAAUAUUCCCUAAAACUAUCUGCCUCUGGAGUUCACAAUAUUACUGUUGUACUUCAGUCUGUGCUUGUUAUCACAAUUGCAGUUUAAUCAUAAGCUCUCGAUUUGUAUGCAAGACCAUGCUGUUUGAUAGAAAGUGACAAAAUUAAAAGGGAUAUCAGAAGAAAAAGUUAAAUAAAUCACAUGCGCUAUUUUGAGCGUGAUUAAGUAAUUA
Messenger RNA from Cloeon dipterum, 2278 nucleotides. It is a transcript of the gene Plekhm1, whose product is annotated as Pleckstrin homology and RUN domain containing M1. NCBI's taxonomy places the organism in Eukaryota, Metazoa, Arthropoda, Insecta, Ephemeroptera, Baetidae. The coding region runs from base 265 to 1944 and encodes 559 amino acids. The transcript has 9 exons. The record is from RefSeq and is a predicted model, not a curated record.